AUGGCAGCUCCUCCACACUCAGAUAUGAAUGACCGAGGCGCCCAGCCCGCGCCCCUUGGCUCGAACCAACACGGGCAGUCCCAAAACAUCAUCGAUGAAACCAAGAGCAACUACGGUGGCAAUGCUGAUGCCAAUGUUGGUGAGACGAUUGACGCCGGAAAGCAAGGCGGCCUAUCUAAGCGCGUCGAGAAAUUGACAAACCAGCCUACUGAUGACCUACCUACGAUCGGUACGAAGAAUAAGGUCCAAGAGAGGGAUGAGUAUCAGGUCGGGAGCGGCGAAGAUGCGCACGAUUCAUCAGCAAGGAACCAGGCAUAG
This is a messenger RNA of Parascedosporium putredinis, 318 nucleotides long. The record is from the annotation of a GenBank genome assembly. NCBI's taxonomy places the organism in Eukaryota, Fungi, Ascomycota, Sordariomycetes, Microascales, Microascaceae.